AUGUCGAUCACCUCCACAAGCCUGCUCACCAAGGCCCAGGUCACACCUGGUGAGAAGAUCCCCACCCUGACCGUCAAGGAAACCAACCCCGGCGAGACCAUCACGCUCGACUUGAAAGGAAAGAACAUCAUCAUCGGCGUACCUGGCGCGUUUACCCCGCCGUGCAGCUCGCAAGUUCCCGGCUACAUUGAGAAGUACGACGAGUUCAAGGCAAAGGGUGUGAACAACAUUUACGUCGUUGCCGUGAACGAUGCAUUUGUCACCAAGGCGUGGAAGGAGAAGCUCGCUCCCAACGGAACUUCUGUGCGUUUCAUUGGGGAUGAUCAGGGCCUGCUGGUGGGGUCCCUAGGACUCCUCCAGGACGCUACCGGCCUUUUGGGUAACCCCCGAUCCAAGCGGUUCGCUAUCGUCGCCGAUGAGGGAGCUGUCUCUUCCUUGACCAUCGAGGAGGACUCAUCCACCGUGGUCUCCACAGCUGCUGACAAGAUCCUCGCUGUGCUGUAAAUAUGUAGUCUGUCCUCCUAGAAGUCUCUUGAUCUGCUGUAAGCGGUUAUACGAAUAAAUGUAUUUCGGAAGUUAGACCAAGUCUUCUUUCUCGUGAACAUGUUUCGUCAAGUACGAUGACGUGGGGAUUGGGCGUCGUUGGAAUGGAACCAAUCUAAAUGUUGUACAUUUUG
Messenger RNA from Heterobasidion irregulare TC 32-1, 677 nucleotides. Its product is annotated as atypical 2-cysteine peroxiredoxin. The record is from RefSeq and is a predicted model, not a curated record. The transcript has 5 exons. Gene Ontology annotation, cellular component: peroxisome; cytoplasm; mitochondrion. Gene Ontology annotation, biological process: cellular response to oxidative stress; hydrogen peroxide catabolic process; cell redox homeostasis. Gene Ontology annotation, molecular function: thioredoxin peroxidase activity. The coding region runs from base 1 to 504 and encodes 167 amino acids. NCBI's taxonomy places the organism in Eukaryota, Fungi, Basidiomycota, Agaricomycetes, Russulales, Bondarzewiaceae.